AUGGCGGAAUACAAAGCCUGCAUCAUGGGUCUAGAAGAAGCCAUUGAUCUUAGAACAAAAAAUCUCGAUGUUUAUGAAGACUCAGCUCUAGUUGUCAAUCAAAUUAAAGGAGAUUGGGAAACUCGUCAACCCGGCCUAAUCCCAUACAAAGACUAUGCAAGAAGGUUAUCUACUUUCUUCAAUAAUAUUGAAUUUCAUCAUAUCCUUCAUGAGGAAAAUCAAAUGGAAGAUGCCUUGGCAACUUUGGCUUCCAUGAUCAUUGUGAAUCGUUGGAAUGAUGUGCCUAAGAUCGAUGUUAUUUGUCUUAAUAGACCUGUUCAUGUAUUUGCAAUGGAAAAAGUCUCUGAUGACAAGCCAUUGUACCAAGACAUCAAGUGUUAUCUUCAGAGUCAAGAAUACCAACCUGGGGCAUUAAACAAAGAUAAGAAGACCUUGAAAAGAUUGGCUAAUAACUUCUUUCUGAAUGAAGAUGUGCUAUACAAGAAAAACUUUGACAUGCUUGAGUUUGGAAAAAAGACCGUUUACCUUGGGCAUCAUAAAUUUCUAAAACCUAAUCAUCCUUCUAGUAGAUUUCAAAAGGCUUUUAACAGAGAGCAAGAGUUUGAAAUCGCUCUUAAACCUUUAACUGGCGAUGAAGUUUAUCAAUAA
Molecule: messenger RNA, 648 nt
Organism: Lathyrus oleraceus (garden pea)
Lineage: Eukaryota; Viridiplantae; Streptophyta; Magnoliopsida; Fabales; Fabaceae
Exons: 2
Coding region: 1-648 (215 amino acids)
Molecular function (GO): nucleic acid binding; RNA-DNA hybrid ribonuclease activity
Source: RefSeq, a predicted model, not a curated record